Drosophila ananassae is the source of this 2509-nucleotide messenger RNA. RefSeq names its product zinc finger protein 14. The record is from RefSeq and is a predicted model, not a curated record. The coding region runs from base 247 to 2328 and encodes 693 amino acids. Gene Ontology annotation, cellular component: nucleus. NCBI's taxonomy places the organism in Eukaryota, Metazoa, Arthropoda, Insecta, Diptera, Drosophilidae. The transcript is spliced from 2 exons. Gene Ontology annotation, molecular function: zinc ion binding.
AACAAAUUUUUUUUUAUGUUAAUUAAACUCUUUUAUUUUUAAUUUAAAAGGUAAUUAUUAAACCUUUAAGUUGAAAAUGUUUUAUGCUAUAUACGCAAAUAAAAAUAAAACAAUUAUGGUCGAUUUAAAAACCUCUUUUCAAAAGAGGGUUAAGAUAUAGGUGUAACUCGGUCACACUGGCCACCCCACUGUAACUUGUUUGUUUUUUGUAAGCUCGGAUUGGAAUCUCCCGUAGACUUGGGAGACAUGGAAAACAGGGAGUACCGGGUGCCCGGUCGCGGACUUUGUCGGAUUUGUCUUCUCGACUUGGAGCAGGCUUUUGGGCACGAUUUGUUCGUGGAUCCAGAGCUGGUUAGAAAGUUCACAGUUUGCACUUCCCUGGAGGCUGAAAAGCAGGAUGGAUAUCCCAGUAUCCUUUGCGACAGAUGCUACGGGAAGCUGAACGAGCUCCACGACUUCCGGGAAUUGUGCUUGGCUUCCAGGCAGCGCUUUAAAGAAAUGUUGGCUAGUAAUUUGGUGACUUCAGUGGAAGUAUUUGAGCCUGUGAGGGAGGAUUCUGAAGCGGAAGAGCAGGGCAGCUUCGAUCCGCUCUUAAAUCAUAAACUGGAAGUAAUUGACAACGAAGAGGAGGUGUUCAAGAUGCUGGAGACGGUGGAUAAAGACCCAGAGGAGCAUCGAAUUCCGGACGAAUCUUCCAACAAUGAAGAGGAUGAAGGCGAAGAUGGGGAGGAGAAGCCUCUGCCCAAGCGACAGUACAAUCCCAAUAGAGAGCGCCUUCGCCUCCAUCUUAUUACAUGUCCCAUCUGCCACCAAAAGUUCAAGAAACAAUCCAAAUACGAGGAGCACAUGAAGCAUCACAACGAUUUGUUACCUUUCCAGUGCUCGGAGGAAACUUGCAAGAAAGGCUUCACUACUGCGGGUGCACUGCGUCUUCAUAUCGACUAUGCCCAUACGAAAAAGUCCAGCGAAAUCCCCUGCACCGUGGAGGGUUGCAGGCUCCUCUUCCCGCGCCUCCGUCUACUGACGAUUCACCUGAAAAAAGUGCACAACCAGACAAGAGUGAGUGCUCCUCGUGGGGAUCAGCCUUGUCGCGAAUGCGGGAUGGUCUUCCGUUGCCCGGUGGCGCUAAAGAAACACAUGUACAAGCACACGGGCGAAGAGCUGCCGUAUCCGUGCAACAUCUGUGGCAAGGGCUUCCACAUAAACAGUGCUUUGAAAAAUCACCUUCUGCGGCAUGCCGGGAUUAAGAACUACGUGUGCCCCUAUUGUGGAGUCGGGAAAACCACCAGGCAGGAAUGGAGCAAACACAUCCUCACCCACACGCAGGAGAAGCAGUUCAAGUGCCACGUCUGUGAUCACGCCACCCACACCAAGAGAGCUUUGGACAGCCACGUGAAGAUUGUCCACGAAAAGGUCAGGAACUUCGCUUGCCAGUAUUGCGGGAAGACUUUUGGGAAAUCGCACGCUUGCAAGAUUCAUGAGAUGACCCACACGGGGGAGAAGCGCUGUGAGUGUAAGGUCUGCGGCAAGAAGUUCCUCUACACAGAGAGCCUGACCAAGCAUCUAAAAACUCACGAGAAGAGCAUGGAACGAGCUUUGGAAACCUAUCGUCAGCGGCACGGCGAAGAAGACAUUACCGGAGCCCAGGUGGACGCGGAUCAAUUGCUGAAGGUUUGCGCUGAGUCUGUGGCGACCAUACCCAAAGAUCCAAGGCGCGUGGAGCGAGUAGAUCUGGCCCAGCUGGCGGGGACAGUCGUGAAUCCCAUCCCUACGAUUCAGCUGCCGCCAAGCGAGAUGCCCACACGAACGAAAUUCGUUCAGAAGGAAGGCAUGCACCUAUGCCCAGGCUGUAGUCAGGGAUUCAACAAUUUGGGGAACAUGAAGCGCCACUACAAGAGCGUGCACGAGAAGGUAAAGGACUUCGAAUGCCGCUUCUGCGCGCGUCGCUUCGCCAACUCGCAGUCUUUGAAGCAGCACGAGUGGAUUCACACCGGCGAGAAGCCGUAUGAGUGCAAGAACUGCGGCACUCACUUCCGCCAGGAGGCGGCUCUCAUCCGACACCAGAAGGUUCACGACAAGAGACCCCCAAAACUCCCAAAGCCGCACAGGGAAAUCACGGACAAGGCGCGCCAGAAGGCCAUCCAGAAAUGUGCCCACAAGCGGAAGGCAGAAGCCCUCAGAGAGGAGAUUGCCGUAGUGGCCAAGGAGGAGCUAAAGGAUCUGGAGAAGCAGCGGGCGCUCGAAAAGCAGCAGAACACCUAUGAGCAGUAUCAGGCAGCAGCAGCCGAGCAAACCACUGGAGGUUCCAAGACCACUGGAGGGUCAUAGCAGAUCACAUAUUACUUCCACUAAUGGCUCUCUUCCCAAGCGACUUAAAACUUCCAAAACAAUUGGAAGUCCUGUACGACUGUUAAUAUUUAACUACUUCUUAAUUGUUAACUUAGUUUUAGGAAAAAACAUAUAUUUUGGCAAACAUAGGCCAGUUAAAAACUAAAACACUUGAUUGAGA